AAAAAAGUUACACAUAGACCAAAUAACCUCUAAAACUUGUCUCUCUCGCUGCCAAAACAAAAUAUAACUAUUUUUCUCUAAUCAUGACAUCCCAAGAGCAAGAAAAUGAAGAUCUGAGAAAAGCAGCAUACAGAGGAGAUGUGAAAUUCUUGAGAGAUUCAUGUGUUGUCUAUAAUAAACCUCACGGUUAUUAUUUAACAGUGUUCCAGAGUAAUCGAUAUGAGUAUCUUCCUGCAGGCAAUAUCUUCCAUAUAGGGGCCUCAGCAAACCAAGUAGAGUUCAUCAGAGAAGCAAUAAAAUUAUUGGCUUCAGAAGUCGUACAAGAACUCAUCCAAACAGUAAAUCAAGAUAUGGAGAAUCCUCUUCAUUGUGCUGCCAUCAGAGGCAAUGUAGAGGUUAUAAAGAUGUUGCUAGAGAUCUUCCCUUCGCAAUCUCUUAUAAGACCUUGGUUAGAUAAGGAUAUCACAGGAUCAACCCCUUGCCACAGAGCUUUAACUUAUGGGCACGAGCAUUGCGCAUCAGAAUUUUUAAAGAAGGAUAAGGAGCUCUUGAACAUGAUUGAUAAUCUUGGUAUCAGCCUACUUUUUAGAGCUGCGAGUAGAAGGUGUAACAAAGUUGUUUUGGAAAUAUUGAAGUCCGACCAUUCGUUUAGCACGGACGGUCCCGACGGCCAAAAUGCCAUGGAAUACUUGCCAAGAUGCUCAGAUGACAAAGAAAUUUGUCGAUUGUUUCUUAUAAAAAAGCCAGAGCUAAUCUACACAAAGGGAUUUUCAAUACUAAACACAUGGGCUGCGGAAGGUAAAGUUUGGCCAUUUGAGCAUCUAUUAAUGUGUGAUGAUAUCAUCCCAAAUGUCAAGAUGGUUGUAUUCAACAUAUUCUUAACAAAAGACCCAGAAUCAGGUUAUAACCUUUUACAUACCCUUGCUCUUUCUUCUAGUAUAAAAGAAAGUAUCCAAAUAGCAAAGCUCCUUAUGGAUGUGUACAAAGAUGAAACAUCAAAUAAGGAAAUAACAACGCAUGCAUCGACAACUUCAAGCAUCACACGAGACCAGCAGUCGUUAUUUCCAUGGUUAUUGGUGAGUAAAUCUAGAAUUACUCCUCUUUUGGCGGCCAUAUAUAGUGGGAAUGAAGAUUUUGCCUCGUAUAUUUUGUCACUGGAUAACAAAGCUGUAAUACAGUCGCCGUUUAAUUGCCUCCAUGUAGUCACCAUGGCAGCAAAUCCUAAAUCUGCAUAUCGUCCAGAAAAGAAUAAAUUGGAAAGAUUUGCACUAGAGAUUCUAGAAGUAUUGAUUAAGGAAGGAUGGACCCACCUUAUAAUUGAUGGUGAUGAAGUGGUUACCAUGCAUAACGCACCAUUCUGCGGAGAAUUAUUUUUGGAACGGUUAGUUGCAGUAUUUCCAGAGCUAUUGGAAAAAGUGAGCAAAGCCGGAGAAACUGUGUUACACAGCUGGGUAAAAGAGGUAGGUAAAGAAUGGCCGUUUAAAUGUAUAUUUGAGAGUGAAAAUAUCGAUCAAAAAUGGAGAAGUCGUCUCGUCAAACUCAUGUUUAUGUACAACUACAAUCAAAACAACCCUUUUCAUGUUGCUGCAACUUGUAGCCACAAAGAAACUCUCCAAAUUGUGAAGUUCUUAGUAGAAGCUUACAAAAAAGAAGUUCCUGAUUAUUUUCGGUAUGACUCAUUUAUGCUUCCUUGGUUACGAUAUAAUUCAAAACGUGAAGGAUCUCUGCACUUGGCCAUCAAAAAUAAACAGGACGAGCUUGCAAAAUAUAUAGUGUCACAACUUGGUGACAACAAUAUGGGUGAAAUAAUAGAUUUUUACACCCCAGAGCACGAGACUCUUUUGCUUGCAGUACAGAAUGAUUGUUUUCAAGUGACCAAAUACAUGAUGGAAAAUUUAGAUAAGGAAUGCUGGAACAAACAUAUAAAGAGUUCGGUUGACGGGCGAAAUAUCUUGCAUAUUGCUUCACGUUGCAAAGAUACAGAAUUGGGUACAUGGCUUAUUGACCAAACACCAGAGUUCAUCACUGAACCAGACAACGAGGAAAAUACACCUUUGGAUGAAGCAUUUGCUUUUGGUGCUACAUGGUUUAUAGAACACGUCUUAAUAAAAUUUCCUUUAAAGUUCGAUAGUGCAACUUUAUCUUGGGUAAAAGCAUGUGAGCAAGGUAAAUAUGAGACGCUUGUAUCAUUCAUUCUUCAAUAUCCAGGAGAUUUCAGAAAUCUUUGCAUACAAAAGAAGAUCUCACCUUUACAUCAUAUCAACAAGCUUCGAAGUUUAAAAGAGUAUGAAUCAUUUGUCACCAUAUCAGACAUGAAAGGUCUUAUCAACCUUCAAGAUUCUGAGAAGAAUACACCAUUGCACAAAGCUAUAGAGAAACAAAACAUACACUUGGCGGAAGCAUUACUUGGCUUGGAAAAAACAAAUUACACCAUCAAGAAUAAGGAGGGGAAAUCAGCCAUGGAUAUGUUGGCCGAUAAAUGCAAUAGUGAAGAUCUUAGAUGGGAUGAGAUGUGCCAAAGAAUCGAAAUCAAUCCAAGAAUAAAUACAUCAUUCUUUCAGCAACGCACUGAUUUACUAGAAGUGCGAAAUUCGCUUUUCGUGGUGGCAGCUUUGAUAGCUACCAUUACAUUCGCUGCUGGAUUUACUCUCCCUGGUGGAUUGAAUCAAGACACUGGAGAAGCAAUGAUGGUGAAGAAGGCAGCUUUCUUGGUGUUUUUGAUGGCUAAUACAUUAGGCAUGUGUACUUCCACGUUGGUGUUGAUUUGCCUUAUAUGGUCCUUGGUCCAAGAUAAAUCUUCUGAGGUUCCGUUGUUAUUGAUUGAAAAAAGCAUGUAUUUACUCAUGCUAGCGAUUUGCUCCACCUUAUUGGCUUUUAUGACUGGAGUCUUUGUUACAAUAUCCCCACAGACCUUAUGGCCAACCAUCGUUGUUAUCGUCAUGAGCUCUUUCAUUGCAGUUUUAGUUGAAAGGAAUCUAUUGCAAAAAGUCUUAAGAAUUCGUCCAACAAAACAAGGAGGAGUGAGGGAGCACCAAGAACACGAGAUCUUUCGGGGCGUAUCGAUUGUUGAUGCUUGCUCAGCCUUCAUUAAACAAUUUCAAUUCCGACGGACAAGGAAGAAUGAAGAACAUGAGGAGACUCCAAACCUUGUUUGAAACAUAAACGGGAGCAAGCUAGCGAUUCGUUGUGUAGGAGUGGAGAAUAUUCCCAUUCAAGAUUGAAAGCGGAAAUAUGAAGGCGAUGUUAUUGUCAUGAGAAAUCUUGUUAGAUUCUUCUCAGUAUAUACUUUUAAAAUUAUAACUUUUUAUAAUUGUUAUUCGUGUACAAUUCAAGAUAUUAAUGAUCAAAUAAGCGCAUUUGGGCUCAA
Molecule: messenger RNA, 3367 nt
Organism: Beta vulgaris subsp. vulgaris (sugar beet)
Lineage: Eukaryota; Viridiplantae; Streptophyta; Magnoliopsida; Caryophyllales; Amaranthaceae
Exons: 6
Coding region: 84-3155 (1023 amino acids)
Cellular component (GO): plasma membrane
Molecular function (GO): protein phosphatase regulator activity; protein phosphatase 1 binding
Source: RefSeq, a predicted model, not a curated record